UUUGUUUUUGGAAACAAAGAGAACCAAAUCAAGUAUAGGUUUUCACCUUUACCCUUCGAAAACCGUUUCUCGUUAGGGUUUUCUGCUCUCUCCAAUUCCACGCAGUUUCCAACUCUGGUUCAACUUCCAAAGCUCCUCAAUGAGUACCCCAAAGUUUAUCAGCUUAGAAGAAGGAUGCGAUUAUUUGCAGGAGGGUAUCACCAAGCUCCUCAACAUUCUUGAAGGUUUACCUGAACCUAAUUUCACCCCUGAGCACCACAUCAUGCUCUAUACAACUGUCUACAAUAUGUGCCGCCAAAGGGCUCCUCAGGACUAUGCCCGAAAACUAUAUGACAUGUACAAGGAAACAUGUGAAGAAUACAUUAUAUCAAAAGUUCUUCCAUCUAUGCGAGAAAAGAAAGAUGACCUUUUGUUAAGGGAACUGCUCAGAAGAUGGUCAAAUUACAUAGCUAUGACCAGGCGCCUCUCUAAAUUUUUUUGCCCACUUGAAAAACUUGAUAUUCCAAGAUUAAAACUUCCUUCUCUUGAAGAAACCAGCUUCUUAUCCUUUUAUCAUCUGGUAUAUGAAGGAAUGAAUAAAGAAAUAAUGAAUGCUGUAUUUGCUAUGGUUGAUCGGAAACGGGCAGGAGAGCAUAUUGAUCAAACAUUUGCUCUUAAGACAUUGGAUUUAUACUUAGAGAUAAAGGAAUGUACAAGAAAAGUCAAGGAAAAGGAAGAGAAAAUGAUGCAUCGCAGUCCAGAUGCUUUAUCAAAGAAAAUUAACUUGGUAAGCUCUGACGGGGUUGUGUUUGAAGUUGAUUUUGGUGUGGCACUUAUGUCAGAAAGAUUUGAGGAAAUUAUAGAGACGACUCCUGUUGGUGACGUUGAUACCGUUUCUGUUCAUGAAGUGAGUAGCAAAAUGUUGACAACGGUUAUUGAAUACUGCAAGAAGCACAACACCAGGCAGAAGUAUGUUAAUAAUUUCAAGGACUGGGAUGCUAAAUUUAUCGAUGUUGACACUAAAACUCUGCUUGAUCUUCAAACAUAUGCAAGCUACUUAAAAAUCGAUAGUCUGCGCAUGCUGACAUGGGAUAAAAAAUUUGACUUGAUAAAAGGCAUGACACGUGAGGAAAUGGCCGAGUUCUAUGCAGCUCAAGAAGAACUAUUAGUGUCUUCAGAUUUAGAAACAUACUAUUAACAGUCUAGGUAAAUGCAAAGUUCUUACUUUUCUUAUAUGAUCCUGUUUUGGAUGAACUCGAUUAUCGUACCAAAGUUUAAUUGAUGCAUAUCAUUAGAGAUAUAAGAUGUUAAUUACUAGUUAGUUAGUGCCUAUAAAUAGGUUUAAGGUAGUUAACUUGUAACCAAAGGUAGUAACAGUUAACGUUUUUCAUGUUUUG
This is a messenger RNA of Vicia villosa (hairy vetch), 1376 nucleotides long. Its product is annotated as cullin-1-like. The transcript is spliced from 6 exons. Lineage: Eukaryota; Viridiplantae; Streptophyta; Magnoliopsida; Fabales; Fabaceae. Bases 140 to 1177 code for a protein of 345 amino acids. Gene Ontology annotation, cellular component: cullin-RING ubiquitin ligase complex. Gene Ontology annotation, molecular function: ubiquitin protein ligase binding. Gene Ontology annotation, biological process: ubiquitin-dependent protein catabolic process; protein ubiquitination. The record is from RefSeq and is a predicted model, not a curated record.